Messenger RNA from Dicrocoelium dendriticum, 5255 nucleotides. Lineage: Eukaryota; Metazoa; Platyhelminthes; Trematoda; Plagiorchiida; Dicrocoeliidae. The record is from the annotation of a GenBank genome assembly.
GACUGUACUACAUGACCUUGAACCGAACAUCGCGCAUUGCAUAUCUUAGAGUUCGAACAAAAGAUAUGUUGAGUCUGCGGGCGUUACGUUUUCUGGUUAACAGGCAUUUCAAUAAUAUGUUGGUUGAUGUGUUUAUAUGGCUUGUGUUCUCAAGGCCGAAUGACCCUCCUGACAGUUUCGUUUAUCGUAUGUGAUUUAUUUGUCGGGGCUUCCUUCACCUUGCUUGUGCAUACUCUGGGCCGGUUUCCACUGUUGGUGCACUAAAAUGUAUCAUGAUGCUACAGAUCAUCGAUGACCGCCUAGCCAUGUCUAGCUUUCAACACGUUUUUGUUGGAAGCAGUUGUACAGGUCAAUAGCUUGAUGGAAUACGCCGAAACUAUCCGUUCUUUGUUCUCAUUGGCACCAUUCAUCGGCGACGCUGACCAAUCCACUCCCACUGCCGUGACAGACGCUCAGCUGUUUCCCUUCAUUCUGAACCCUGCGGUGACUUCGGCUUCUGCUUCAAAAUCCCCACUAUCUGUUCAAACAACGAGUCCUUUCCCUGGCUCUGCGAAACAUUCCAUGAAUGAAAUCGCUGCGUUUCUAGAUUCCUCAACGCAUGUUUCUGCAAGUUCAAUGCACAGUAAAACUUGCGAUGUCACCGGAACUUCGUCUAAUGGAAAUCCGACCUCUUCACUGAUCGCCUCAAUAGUCAAUCGCGGUAUGGCUCCAAACCCAGCCACUGUUACCUCUGUCAUUGUUUCCUCUCAAGCAACGAACGUCGCUCCGCCUCCUCUCCGGUCCCCAUCUACGAAUACCGUGUCUGUCAACGGCUGUCCAAAUUUAUUGGAAAAUUCGAUUUUGAGCAGUCAGCUAUCGUCUUCUCAGAGGACUACGAACCCAGUUGCUGCGCUAUCGGCAUCGAGUUGUGGAACACCGUCCACAUCCUCCGGUCUUCUCGUUUCUUCUGGUGGACCUACCGUUCCGCGUUUUGUGAUCCACAAACCUAAUGCUUCUCACGGUUCAUCGACGGCUGGCACUACGGUCACCGAUUCGUACCCUGUGACUCUUAUCGCAGCGCCUAUCAAAACUUUCUCUAUUGAUGCAGUACCAUCGACUGCGGUCGCGCCGCUGCCAUCGGAUGCUUCAGGUUGUAACCAGCCACUUACGCCUAAUUUACCGAAAGCCAAAUUGAUGACUCCGCCCAACCCAUCUAGCGUCCGUUUCCUUUCUCCUCCAUCUUCAAAACCCGCCGCAUCUACCACCUCCACGAGUCUGCUCCAAACCAACGCCCUAACAGCCUUACAGCCGAUCGGUUCUCCUUUGAAAACAGUGGGGAUAAGUGGACCCGUCGGUAUCUGGUCGGGAGUAGAUAACACACCUGCUGUUCAGCCAUCACGUCUUCUCGCCGUUCAAUCGUCGCAUCCACUCCUAGUUCAAUCACCCUCCGAUGCGGGUACAUCAUCUCUGUUGGAAGACUUCUCAUUGGCCCUAAGUCAAGCUGCUUCUCAUCCUACUGCCACUACAACUUCUUCGGUGGUGUAUGCGAGCUGUCCACUGUCAGAAUCUGCUCCCACAGUCCUUGCGUUUAGCUUGACAACUACCACUCCCAUGAGUGUAUCUGGGGCCAGUCUUGUUAGCAAGUCGACUACUCAACAUGCUCCUGCGGCAUCGUUGGUUUUGCGAGCAACCUGCAGUCCAACCGUGACAGUUUCUCCGUUGCUAUCUGCAACGACUUCGACUGCACACUACACUCCAGCCUCGCUUCUGAAACCUUUCAACUUUUCCCUGACUGGAUCUCCUGGGCCCGGUCCGAAUGUAUCAUGUACUUCGGCGCUUUCAACCACCUCAACCACACCCUCCCUUGCUGUCCCUAUUCACAUUGCGCCCGCCAGGCUUCCCGCCGUUCAGCCUGCCCAAUCCUCGAAUACUUCAACCAACCGCUCUCAUCUAUCUCCAACAUUUUCCACUAUACCUAUUCAUCGUCAUGCACCCAGUUCAUUGUUUUCGCAACCAAAUCGCCGACGUGCGCGGAAACAGCAGUUGGCUUGCGCAUUAACCAACUCUGCGAUGCCCACUCCCAUAGGAUCUGUUAACCCCGUAUCCAACGCAAAUGUGUCUGCCGCCUCCACUGUGUCAAGCAUCCCGAUCGCCCAACUGGCGUCGGCAGCAAAUCGCAACACAUUGGCGACCCCGUCCAAUAUCGUCACUAUUGCGAGACCCGCACAGUCACAACUCUCUGUUCAAUCAAAGCAUAUUUCAACGGCAUCCCACAAUGUACUCUCGUUCCCCUUGUCUCCAAAACACGGAAGUGGCGAGUUAGCUGUUAAAGUCGCAUGUUCUGUUGGGCUCCCGGUAGUGCCAACGAUUAAUGGAACGAGCUCUCAUCUGAGUACUCCAGCUGGAUUUGUUGGUAUCCGUCUUCUCUCAGUUCGACCCAGUCCUGUUCCCGCAAGCGUUCAUUCAUGUUCUCUGCCUGUCAUUUCGAGCUCGUCGCCACCGAACAGCCUAUUAACACCACGUGCGAGUGUGAAUGUCAACACGGAACCCACUCCACUCGUUGUAGUCGCCCCGACACCCGUCUCUUCCGUUUGUCCGCAACAGGUUCGCAUUGUGAAUUCUCAUCAUACUUCAUCAUCGGAUGUUCACCCAUCAGCAACGGCCACCGUUUAUGUACUGACCUCUUCCGCUUAUCCCGUCGCUUCCAGUGGUUCUUCAUCUACAGUUACAGUCACACAAAACACUGCAUUUGCUUCAGCAUCUACUGAUAGCCGCUCGGCUACUGUCGUCUCAUCAUCCCCCUACACCACUGCCGUUAUGCUUCCGAGUGGAGAGACCGGUGGUGUGUUUCAAGUUCGACUGAGGCCCCCUUUCUCGCACACCGCAUUUGCUUCCAGCACUCCUACUCCGACCUUUGCUCCAUUUAUGCUCGACUCUACUACAAACCGUCCCACUUGUCAGCUUGUUCGACCAACUUUUCACACCAAUCAACACCCAAGUGCGGUUGCCAGUUUUAGCCCUCCCGUAACAGAGACUCUUAUUCAGCCGAAGCCUUCCUUGGAUGCUGUCAUGUCCCCUCCAACUGCCCCUCGAGGAUGCCCAUCAACGAGCAGCACUUCUUUGCUGCAUCGACAUUUGCUCUCUCCACAGAAUCCUAUUCACACCGAACUGUUUUUGGAUCGCAGCUAUCCUACAGUAGCGCGGGAGUGUGCAGAUGACUCGUCUUGUCACAAAGACACACAACCCAAUCAGACUGCCUUCGAAGCUGAAAUCGCAUCGCGCACACAGAAUAAUUCCUUGAAAAAUGGGAGCUCUGAUCCACCAUCUGAAGGCGCUGUUAAUGAUAAGCAGCAUUUACCACCAUUUAUGUCAUCUCAUUUGCGCUCUCAGGAUCUCAUUACUACUUCUGCGUCAGCACACCCCAUUGUUGGGGAGCAAGAGAAAAUUUCAAACGAACCUCCUUCAAAACGCCUUAAGGUUGAUAGCAGUCUUGGAAGCCCCAUUCUUGAAAACGUGAUGCAUCCUCCAGAUAGCAGCAAAUCCGACGUCUUAUCAGUUGUUGAUCCUUCCACGGGUUUACAUUGGAUCAUCAGGGGGAUGCCCACAAGACCGUCCAUCAUGUCGAAAUCAUCAUCGCGUGGUGGGACUAUUUGGAGGGCCAAGUCAUCACAUUUUCUGAGUCCUCUGGAAAUCCGCCCGAAAUGUGAAUCAAGAUUCGAUCGAACAUGUUACCUUCGCACAGGGGCUUUCCCUAAAUCUUCUCUCAUAGAACGAGGUACAUCCCUAUUAUCUUCCGUCAGCCGUCGCCGUCGGGCUUCGGUACAGCAGGCGGCCGGUGAUGCAAUGUCCGAAGUCGCCCCUGCGUCCCAUAUUUCCGCUAUUCGACGGCGCCUGCUUCUUGAUCUAUUUUCCUUGAUGUCUAGACAAAAGGAACUGCAAGUUGUCCGAUUCCCUUUAUCUUCGUCGUCCGUUCUGAGCGUUACUGGUUGCCGCGCCCUCACUUGUGCGAACAACUUGGAUUUGCUGCUUUACUCGGAACGUCAGUCGCUCUUGUCACUGGGAGCACUUGUUUCUAGUUUGGAUUCCGUCCUUCACCAUAGCCCUUGCUCCGUGGCGACGUCUGUGUCUAAUCGGGGACAGCUUAUACCGUUGUCAUUACGGCAGCCAUCUCGAAGUCCCUUGCCGAGCGGUAUCAUUUCAAACACUACUGUUGAACCGAAAGAAGUCUGGGAACUCGUAGCCUCGACGAUCAAUGCCCCUUCCGUAAUGUCAAUUAACUGCAUGGACGACGAACUUCGGAAAGGUCUUGAAGAGGCAGUUGACCUCUGCAAGGGAAUAUCACAGCGAAAAUCUCUGUUACUCCAAUCCAUUCGUCAUCUGCAACUUCUGACAACUGAAAUGGUGGAACAUUUUCGCGCGGAUGCGAUUCAGUGCUUGCGUGAUUUGGAUGAACAAUUCUCCAUUGCCACACCUACUAAAUCUGAUGUUGUCGACUCUGACUUUAGACCCGGAUCGGCCUCUUACAGGCGGUCUGCCCGAACAUCUUCAACUGUCCUGAGUACCGUUGAACGGCUGCAGAUCUACGACACUAGACAUUCCACAUAUACUAUUGAGGAUAGUACAUCUCUCGGAGUGUCUCACUGUAAGGAGACGUUGCACGAUGGUGCUGCGUGAGGAUGUCGCCAGUGAACCCUUUUUAUAUUUGUUUAUCUCUCACGCCCUACCCGAGAUCGCCCACAGCUCUAAGCAAAUACGUGGACUACUUUGCGAAGAUCAGGCGCUAUGGACAAUAAGCAACAGCAUAUAUAGCCUUUUAUCGUGCAUACUGACGCGCUGUAAAACAGAUUUUGUACAUAACUUUAUUUUCUGACACUUGAGGACCUUUCUGGCUCUCUCGAAUGCCACUCCUUACGUCUCCCACUUUGACCAUUUCUCAUUUGUGUAUUUUCUCCUUUUGCUUUAUCCGUGCAUCAUCCAUUUUGUAAGUUAUCCCAAGUUUCUCACCACUUUCGUUAUCCACGAUUUUGAGCCCUGUUCUUUUUCCUGCUGCAGAUGUACAUAACCAUUGAUUUAAAUACCUCAUUUGAUGAUGUCUAAAUGCAGUAUGCACUGUUGCGUUACUCCUUGUUCGUUUUCCCAAUUGCUACCCGUCUUUAUGCUGUUUUUUAAGCUCUCCACCGGUAUCCUUUCUGAGCCCCUUUUAUACGUCGAAGUAAACUAGGCCCUCAUUUUUCGUGCCCAUUCAUUCUUAUCAGCCAUAGAAUUAUUUUUCCUUG